Aureobasidium vineae is the source of this 376-nucleotide messenger RNA. Lineage: Eukaryota; Fungi; Ascomycota; Dothideomycetes; Dothideales; Saccotheciaceae. The record is from the annotation of a GenBank genome assembly.
GCUGGGAAUCGACACUUUCGAUCCUUUGAUCGCUGGCAUGGGCUGUGACAGCUACAUAGGAGGCGUCAAUGUCGUCUCUUACGUCUCUCCCUUAAAGCAGAAAAUGUAUCUCAAGAUCGUGUCUGGAAUUAUUCGUCUUUCUAAGUUGACUGACGAUAUUGGCGGUGGGAUCACGUUUAUACUCCACUCUGCCCUCAUAGACCAAAUAACCCUCUUGCCAUCUCCUGAGGAUGUUGAAGCUUUUCGAGUUGUGGUCGUACCCUCUGCUUCAGUUGGAGCCUCUACAUUUACUCGGGAGCUUCCUAAACUGAUGAUAUUUGAUGUGCCUCGAAAGCACAAGCUCGACGGAUGGGUAUGCGAGAACGCAGGCCCGAAC